UGCCAUUAGAACGUUUUGAGGUCUCGUUUUACAUUUCUAUAUAGUCUUUGCAAGUAAUAAUGUCCCUUCAGCACAACUAAGACCUAAUCCUUCUGGAAAUGAGCUGGGAAUUAUUGAGAUUGUUCGCGUUAAGUACGGAUUGCACAAUGCCUAUAUAGUAAACUACUCUAUUCCGCAAAAUAUUUUUCAAAAAUCCAUUUGACUCAGUGACAUUUAGUGCAUUUCCUAUUUCUUACGUCAUAUAAUAAUAUUGAUUGUCAGGCGGCAAUACUAUAAUUUAUGGACAAACCAGUCAUUUUAGCGCGGAUUUCAUUUACCCGUUUGGCUAAAUAGCGUUUUGUCGUCAUAACCCUUAAUCUAAUUCCUAACCUUAACCAUCAGCCGAUAAUCAUAAUACUAAUUUUUCACACCGAUUUAUAACCCUCACGUAGUCCUAGUUAUCAGGUGCACCUUCAAGGUCACUUUAGUGUUUCACAAAGGAUGUCUAUAAGAAUAGUGUCACUACUUGUGGAAAUUACAUCGAGUCUUCUUUUGUCUUUAAAUUAUUAACUCCAUCAAUCACUUCUCCUGUUAGGGUUAAGUUUAUUGGGUUUGUUUGCACAUUAGUUACAUGUGGCACAGGCCAGAUAUCCGUCUUCCAACCAAAUGGCGAGUUCGUUCCGUUCUAUUUUAUGGAUGUGAAACAUGGUCAUUAAGAGUAGAGGAUAUUCGAAGGUUACUACUAUCCAAUCAUAGAUGUCUUCGAAACAUUGCUCGUGUAUUUUGGGAACACGGAUCAAGCAAUCUCUGGACUAGGCAUAGAGUACUAGGUAAAUACGAUAAAUCGGUCGAUGAGGUACUCAGUCUCCAUCAAUUGAGGUGGCUGGAGCAUGUGUUACGUAUGCCUAAUUACCACCUACCUCAACGGGAGAAGUCUGGUGUAACAGCAGAUUGAAAGAAAGUUAGGUGAACCAAAACAUGGAAUGAAUCUCGUAGAGCUCCUAAAAAGAAUGCCUUGCUGCUGUUUGCUUUGAUUGAUUACUUCUUCAACAGCAGUUGAGACAGUUGGUCAGUACUUGUGUUUCAUCACAUUGGUUUCCAGUCCUUUGGGUGUCCGUAGAACUCAGAGUUAAUGUUCACACUUGAAUCUAGUAUCUAUAACUCCAAACGUCAAAAUGGUGUGAAAACCAACUCUAGAAUCCAGACACAUUUAGGUAACAAGUUUUUAAACGAACUAAAUAGACUUUCUGCAUUCUAAUGCUUUCUAGAUUUAAGGACGGAGGGUUUGCACGACAUUUAUGCCUAUUUGUAAAUUCCAUCUUAUUAGCUGUCGUAUACGAACGCAUGAGCACUAUUAUAGAAAGAUAUAACGAUCACUUAAUUAUUAAAAACUUGUAAUAAUAUAAACGCCUAGGUCAUCUUGAGUGGAUUUCACUUUUCACUUUGGGCUUACCAAGUAAAUAAUAUCCAGUCAAUCGGAGAGACCGUUUGGUGAAUUUUUUAUGUAAUUGUGAUACUUAACCUUUUUUAAACAAUAGACCCUCAAUAUUGCUGAUUAACCAGAGGAUCAUUUUCGUGAAAGUAAAGUUCUAAACAUUGAAUGAAUGCAGAAAAAUUUAACCUUUAAAUCUUAGUCUUACUUCAACAUCUGUUAUCAGUUUUCAUAUUGAAAAGUCAGUCAGUCAGUCAGCUACAACGUAAGACCAGGCACAUAUAUGCAUCGGUCCAGGUUGCCAUACCGCAUCAGCACAACAAGAUGAACACCGGAUUCAUAGCAGUGGUUAGGUCAAAGGUAGUAAUAUGUAAGAGAAAGAUUACAUAUAGAGAUAUAUUACAAGAAGAAAGAAUUAGUUAGUAGAAAGAAAGAUAUGAAGCGAUUUUAAUCUCAUAGUUUAAG
Messenger RNA from Schistosoma haematobium, 1876 nucleotides. RefSeq lists its product as uncharacterized. The record is from RefSeq and is a predicted model, not a curated record. The coding region runs from base 611 to 934 and encodes 107 amino acids. Lineage: Eukaryota; Metazoa; Platyhelminthes; Trematoda; Strigeidida; Schistosomatidae. The transcript is spliced from 2 exons.